Molecule: messenger RNA, 1386 nt
Organism: Osmerus eperlanus (European smelt)
Lineage: Eukaryota; Metazoa; Chordata; Actinopteri; Osmeriformes; Osmeridae
Gene: purab
Product: purine-rich element binding protein Ab
Exons: 2
Coding region: 79-921 (280 amino acids)
Biological process (GO): regulation of transcription by RNA polymerase II
Cellular component (GO): nucleus
Molecular function (GO): purine-rich negative regulatory element binding; RNA polymerase II transcription regulatory region sequence-specific DNA binding; DNA-binding transcription factor activity, RNA polymerase II-specific
Source: RefSeq, a predicted model, not a curated record
AGGCGAAGUGGUUUGACGGGCAGUCGAGGUUGCAGUAGGCAGAGGGAGACGGUGGAAGGUAAGCAGGGAGGCAGCAUCAUGGCGGACAGAGACAGUGGCAGUGACCACGGAGGGCCCACCGCAGGCCCUGGCUCGCUGCCUCCGGGUACGAUGGGCGCAGCAUCUCGACUGCAGCACGACACGGAGGAGCUCGCAUCCAAGCGCGUCGACAUUCAGAACAAGCGCUUCUAUCUAGACGUGAAGCAGAAUGCGAAAGGCCGCUUCCUAAAGAUAGCCGAGGUCGGAGCUGGGGGAAAUAAGAGCCGCCUCACUCUCUCUAUGUCAGUGGCCGUUGAAUUCCGCGAUUAUCUCGGGGAUUUCAUCGAACAUUACGCCCAGCUGGGCCCAAGCAACCCUGACAUUGUGCAGGACGAGCCCCGGCGGGCGCUCAAGAGUGAAUUUCUGGUGCGAGAGAAUCGGAAAUAUUACAUGGAUCUGAAAGAGAACCAGAGGGGGCGGUUCCUUAGGAUCCGUCAGACCGUUAAUCGGGGGCCCGGAUUGGGAAGCGCACAAGGCCAGACCAUCGCGUUACCAGCGCAGGGACUCAUUGAGUUCCGCGACGCUUUGGCCAAACUCAUCGAUGACUACGGUGUGGACGAGGAACCGGCAGAGCUACCCGAAGGCACCUCCUUGACUGUCGACAACAAGCGUUUCUUCUUCGACGUGGGCUCCAAUAAGUACGGAGUCUUCAUGCGGGUCAGCGAGGUGAAACCUACGUACCGGAACUCCAUCACUGUUCCGUGCAAAGUAUGGUCCAAAUUCGGCAACACGUUCUGUAAAUAUGCGGAGGAGAUGAGGAAGAUUCAGGAGCGGAGUAGAGAAAAACGAGCAUCCGAAAUGCUACCAGAAGGCCCGCACGGCGACGAAGGAGAGGAUGAUUGACUGAUAGGAUUAAAGCAAAAAAAAAGAGAAGAAAGAAAAUGCAUACAUAACAAGAACUGACUUAAAAAUCGGACUUUUACUGUAAAAUAGAAAGAAAGAAUUCCAAGGGAAUCACCCCCGACACAAUCUCCACACUACACAGACUGGCAGUAUUCAAACCUCGCUCAUACUGGAUGUCACCCAACCAUUUUAACAAGAAUUUCUUAACUGAAUUAUGGCCUUUCCUGACUCCAUGAAGAUGGUGCUUAAUUUGGCUUUAACAUCUAUCUUCUCAACCGACUUCCUGACGUCACCAUACCUUGCAUCUUACUGUAUACUUCAUUACUUUCUGUUUAUGUACUUUCACUACCUUAUUAAAUUUCUGUUGAUGGCAAACUGUGUGCUGUUUUGUACCUUGUUGUUUUAAUGUUGGAAAGCCUAUUGUCGUCUGAAAAAUGACUAAUUGCAAUAAAAAGUCAUUCCUCA